Messenger RNA from Coffea eugenioides, 519 nucleotides. Its product is annotated as 60S ribosomal protein L23a-like. Gene Ontology annotation, cellular component: ribosome; cytosolic large ribosomal subunit. The transcript has 2 exons. The record is from RefSeq and is a predicted model, not a curated record. Gene Ontology annotation, molecular function: structural constituent of ribosome; rRNA binding. Bases 1 to 519 code for a protein of 172 amino acids. Gene Ontology annotation, biological process: ribosomal large subunit assembly; translation. NCBI's taxonomy places the organism in Eukaryota, Viridiplantae, Streptophyta, Magnoliopsida, Gentianales, Rubiaceae.
AUGACUGAGCGACUCGACAGACAUGAUCGCCGUCUUCGUGCGAUCGAGAAUCAUUUCCAUAUCCGCCGGUCACCUACUCCGACACUUCAGCAUGAGGAGGGGCAUAUUGCCAAGGUUGCCAAAUUUGUCAAAUCUGGGACAACUUUUAAGAAGAAAGCCAAGAAGAUCCGGACCAAAGUUACCUUCCAUCGUCCUAAGACAUUGAAAAAGGACGGGAACCCGAAGUACCCACGCAUCAGUGCUCCUCCUAGGAAUAAGUUGGACCAUUAUCAGAUUCUCAAAUAUCCUUUGACUACUGAAUCUGCCAUGAAAAAGAUUGAAGAUAACAAUACCAUGGUAUUCAUAGUUGACAUCCGUGCUGAUAAGAAGAAAAUCAAAGAUGCAGUGAAGAAGAUGUACGACAUACAGAUCAAGAAAGUGAACACUAUGAUCAGGUCUGAUGGAACAAAGAAAGCAUAUGUUCGGUUGACUCCAGACUACGAUGCUUUGGAUGUGGCAAACAAGAUUGGAAUAAUAUAA